Molecule: messenger RNA, 486 nt
Organism: Xiphias gladius (swordfish)
Lineage: Eukaryota; Metazoa; Chordata; Actinopteri; Istiophoriformes; Xiphiidae
Gene: anapc13
Product: anaphase promoting complex subunit 13
Exons: 3
Coding region: 138-362 (74 amino acids)
Biological process (GO): protein K11-linked ubiquitination
Cellular component (GO): anaphase-promoting complex
Source: RefSeq, a predicted model, not a curated record
CGGUUAUCUUCCCACAGCCUGAAAGGCAUCAUUGGUUACAUCAUCACCAAGCGUCAACUUGAAGUGUUGCAGUUAGCUUGAAGCUAACUGUCAGAGGAGAGGACGUGAGCAGCUUAACCCGGGGUCCUGCUCAGAGAAUGGACAGUGAAAUCCAAAGAGAUGGGAGAGUCCUGGACCUCACUGAUGAUGCCUGGAGGGAAGACAAACUGCCGUAUGAAGAUGUCACGAUCCCUCUGAGUGAACUGCCUGAGGCUGAGCAGGACAAUGGAGGAUCCACAGAGUCUGUGAAAGAACAAGAGAUGAAGUGGACAGACCUCGCCCUGCAGAGCCUUCAUGAAAACACACCAAGCACUGGAAGCUGAAAGACUUAGAACACAAGUUGCAGCCAUUUUCAGACAAAUCUACAAUUCAUCUCACAACUUCCGAGACUGCAUUACAACAGGACAAACAGGCCUGAAAAAUAAAUUACUACUCAACUAUACUUUA